Molecule: messenger RNA, 2652 nt
Organism: Rhagoletis pomonella (apple maggot)
Lineage: Eukaryota; Metazoa; Arthropoda; Insecta; Diptera; Tephritidae
Exons: 6
Coding region: 363-1439 (358 amino acids)
Source: RefSeq, a predicted model, not a curated record
UUUUUACUGCAUUGACGCACGGAAAGCAGGUAACUUGUUAUUUUAAAUUUUGCGUAUUUUCGGACAUUAAUAUCGUUAACGGAAUCACAACGCACAUCCGGUCAUGUUCUGUGAUUUAUGCAAGUUUUUUUCUGAUUAUAAAUAAACUUAAUAUUUUGCCAGUAAAAAAUUUCUUUAGCGAGGCUAUAAAGAUGACAAAUUUACAAAGGUGCACAUAUUUAUUAUAGACUUGUAGCAUUCGCACCAAAGACCAACUGGCGGUACUUCUGAAGCUUGUUGAAGUCAAUAAGAUUGCCUUGACUCGUAAGAACCUGAGCAUCCGGCAACGGGUCUGGCAGGUUAUAACGCAGAAGCUCAAUGAAAUGCAAGGUGCUGAGAAAGAUGUGGAGGGUUGGAAGCGGAGCUACAACGCUUGGCGUUUGAGUACCGGUAAAUAUUUCGAGGAAGAAAAGCAACGCAUUAUCAAAGAUGGUACCUGCAUGGCCGAUGAUGACUACUUCAUUAUAAAUGUAACCGAAGAGGAGCUUGGUAGUGGGAUUGAUUACGAUGAUGGUGCUACUUAUUUGGACCCGAAAGAUCUUCAGUUAACCCGCUUGCAUGAGCUUGUAAGUAAACAAAGGCUUCUAUUUAUCAACACUUCCGAGGAUGACGAGCCGCUGAAGCAGCGUCUGUGGCAAAAUAUAGCAGAGGAGCUAAAUAAUAUACCAGAUGGCAUUAAACUGCCAAAAGAGGAGUGGCAAAAGCGUGUCGAUUUGAGACAAUAUACUGUUCCACGGGGGAGAAAACGAAAGACUUUACGAGGGCCAACAAAAUCUGAAGCACCGAUUUCCAAGGACAGAAAUGACGAACCAAGCAGAGAAGAAAAUGUUAAAGCGUCGGUCUCAUACGAGAAUGCCUACGAGGAGUAUAUAAUUGAGGAAUUUCGAACAACAGACGAACAAACACAUCAAACGCAUACUACUCUCAACAAUGAUAUAAGGAAUGAUGUAUUUGCUGAAAUAGAUGAUAACGAUGAUGAUACUGAUUAUGUCAUUAAAUUACUUAAUGACCCGCGUACAAAUGAUGUAAGUGAAAACUUUACGUUCGAUGACUUUGAUUCCGACGACGAUGAUGCGGAUUUCGAAAAUUUUGAAAGUAUCAAUGAUGGUUCCGAAGCUUCCGUCAGAGCAAGAAACAAACGUGCAAAAGUGACUCCAAUAGUUAAGGCCUUUAAGUAUUCGAGCCGCAUAACUACGGCCGUAGAAAAAUUAAAGGAUGAUGUUAAAGAGACUAAGGAGAUUCUCAAACAAACAAAUACCUUAUUAAGUCGCAUGUGUAAUAUUAUGGAGGAGCACAACAAGAAACAAGAUGAGACAAAUACGCAGCUCAAACGUAAUGGACAAUUGUUAAAAAUUUUAGUAGAAUAUAAAUGUGGUCUGCGGGGCACGUCGAAAAAAUGAGAUACUACUUAAGCAAGAAAACAUACUACACUUAAAUAUUUAAGACGAAAAUAAUGGUAUUGCGUAAUAAUGCGUUUUCCUUUCUAUGCCGGGUACGUCGAAAAAAUGAGAUACUUAAACAAGAAAACGACACUUAAAUAUUUGUGGCCCUAUUGUGUAUAGCGACUGAUAGCCGAUGGGCAACGACUACUGACUGUCUGCUACUGAAUUUGAGUAGCGCAAUUUUCUGUUUCCCGCUUAUGACAAUUUUGUUAUUUGUUAACAUAAAUUGUUAAACACAUUGGAGCAAAGUUGCCAAUUACUUCGAAAUGUACAUGCCAGAAAAGUUAGUUCGAAUGUUGUCUACCUUUUUCAGUAUACUGAGAUUAAUCGCUAUACAUAUCACAAAGUACGAUACUGGUAGCUAUGGCUACUAGACCAGCAACUAGAUACCAGUCGCCAUACAAAAAAGGGCCAUUAAAUACAAAAGCAAUGGUAUAGCAUAGUAAUGCGUUUUCAGUUCUAUACACGCAACCGACUAUUCUUUAAAAAUGACUGUAAAAUUUUAACAAAUUGAAUUUCAAAAAGAAGGAGGUUAUCAAUAUAUCGGAUUCCGGGAUCCCGGACACUUUUCCAUGUCUUUUAUUGAUUCAUUUACAGAAUGAAAGAGAUGUUGAAAACGAAAAAAUUAAUUCAUUUCACAUGACAUAAGAGAAAACCGGAACAUUAAAAUUUGGAGUCGAAGUGAACUUAAACCAUUUGUACAUGGAAGUGAAUUUCAGGACCUGCCUGAAUAACUGUACUUGUUCAAAUUUUUUGUGUAAGAACUGUGUAAUAACGAAAAAUCUAGUAGCAACUGAAAACACAACAAGCUUUUACAGUGUGGCACGAGUUGUUCUUCAUUUUACUUUGUUAGCGUAUUUUGGAAAAGGAUUUCUGCAAAUAUGAAUAAAUGUUUUUGACAAGUAAUAUAGAUAUUUUAGAAUACUAUACAAAUAUUUAAACAUCAAAUUAUGGACUCUUUUACCCGGGGCAUUACCGGGAUUCGAAUUUUUGCAUCCCGAUAUCCCGAGAUUUUUAAAAUGCUUCGGGAUUGAAUGGCCUAGUAUGUACAUAUCCCAGUGGAUAAUUUCAAGAGCUAAAAGCCCAUCCUGAGAGUCAAGAGGACUUCCACUCUACAUUCCUUUCUUUUUUAUAUGGAACGGCACAAAUUGAAGAAUUCUUCUUUCGCUAC